Molecule: messenger RNA, 2707 nt
Organism: Malaya genurostris
Lineage: Eukaryota; Metazoa; Arthropoda; Insecta; Diptera; Culicidae
Gene: Afg3l2
Product: AFG3-like protein 2
Exons: 6
Coding region: 186-2624 (812 amino acids)
Biological process (GO): protein-containing complex assembly; mitochondrial protein processing
Cellular component (GO): m-AAA complex; membrane
Molecular function (GO): metalloendopeptidase activity; ATP hydrolysis activity; ATP-dependent peptidase activity
Source: RefSeq, a predicted model, not a curated record
CGUUGAAUGUCAUCGGCACAUGACGGGUUCUAAGAAAAUUUUCAUACCUUUUAUCACUGUACAUUGUGCAUAACAGUGAUAGGUUGUGUAAUAAAUAUAAUGAAUUGAGAGUAUUUAUCGUUAGUAUUUUGAACGAAUGUUUCAUAUUUAUUACACACCUGAGCAAGAAAUAAUUGAGAUAGGAAAUGGCAUACCGUUUGCUAACGACAGCUCGCAAGUUGGAGUCAACUAUUGCAGGUUUAAAUCGACAAUACCGGACCGUCAAUACAAAUGAUUAUGACCAGAUUAUUAGAAGCCUGAACAAACUGCACACCAACAAAAAUCAGAUCUGGAACGAGCUUCUGCACAGAAUACAAUUGUUUUGCGAAAAGCCUCCAAAAGGAUUUGAAAAAUAUUUCAAACCCGGAUCCGGUAAAAAAGUUGCUAGCAGCGAAGGCUCUACAAAACCGACCAAAGAUGCUGUAGAGUCUUCGACAGAUCAUGGAUCAUCGGCGAACAUAAAAGGUAGCCAGCAACCGCCCAAAAACGACUGGAACUUGGGAAUGUUCGGUCCACAGACUUCGAAAGGCAAAGGUGUAAGUAGCGGGGGUGGUGGCGCCGGUAGACCAAUUGGUGGUGAUGGAGGCGAUAAAGAAAAAAUGCUGGUAUUCGGUGCUUUGGCCGGUGUCGCACUGAUUUCAGUUAUAGCGUAUUUUGAAAUGGGCUACAAAGAAAUAGCGUGGAAGGAGUUUGUCAACAACUAUCUUGCACGAGGCAUUGUGGAAAAACUGGAAGUUGUUAACAAAAAAUGGGUUCGUGUGCGAUUAACGCCAGGCAAUGCUUCUGAUUCAACGGGUACUCUUUGGUUCAACAUUGGCAGUGUGGAUUCUUUCGAGCGCAAUCUGGAGAACGCCCAGACGGAUAUGAACAUUGAACCGGUUAAUUUUGUUCCAGUGAUCUACCGUAGUGAGAUUGAGGCUUCGAGCUUAACUGGAAUACUGCCGACGUUGCUCAUUAUCGGUUUCUUGGUGUACAUGAUGCGGCGCUCGUCUGAAAUGAUGGGCGGUCGCAAAGGCAUGAAGGGAGGUGGCCUGUUUGGUGGUGUUAUGCAAUCAACUGCAAAACUUAUUAAUGCAAACGAAAUUGCUGUUGGUUUCAAAGAUGUUGCCGGAUGCGAAGAGGCUAAGAUAGAAAUUAUGGAGUUCGUCAACUUUCUUAAAAAUCCCCAACAAUACAUCGAUCUUGGCGCGAAAAUCCCGAAGGGUGCAAUGCUGACAGGCCCUCCCGGCACAGGCAAAACACUACUUGCCAAGGCAACGGCUGGUGAAGCGAAUGUCCCGUUCAUAACUGUGUCCGGCUCAGAGUUUCUGGAAAUGUUUGUCGGUGUGGGUCCUUCCCGUGUCCGUGACAUGUUUGCGAUGGCUCGAAAGCAUGCACCCUGUAUCUUGUUCAUUGACGAAAUAGAUGCGGUCGGUCGAAAACGUGGUGGAAAAAGUUUUGGCGGGCAUUCCGAGCAGGAAAAUACACUUAACCAGCUGCUAGUCGAAAUGGAUGGAUUUAAUACGACUACGAAUGUCGUGGUUUUGGCAGCCACGAACAGAGUGGAUAUUCUAGAUAAAGCACUUCUUCGACCAGGUCGCUUCGAUAGGCAAAUUUUCGUUCCAGCUCCCGAUAUCAAGGGGCGGGCUAGUAUUUUCAAAGUGCAUUUGGGUCCACUAAAGACCAAUCUUGAUAAGAUGGACUUAUCGAGGAAAAUGGCUGCAUUGACUCCUGGUUUCACCGGUGCCGAUAUUGCAAAUGUUUGCAAUGAAGCAGCUUUGAUAGCCGCUCGUGAUUUGAAUGAAACUAUUAUUUUGAAACACUUUGAACAGGCAAUCGAGCGUGUUAUUGCCGGUAUGGAGAAAAAAACCAACGUUCUGGCACCGGAUGAGAAACGAACAGUCGCUUACCAUGAAGCUGGUCAUGCCGUUUCCGGAUGGUUCCUUGAACAUUCGGAUCCGUUGUUGAAGGUAUCAAUAAUUCCUCGAGGCAAAGGUCUUGGUUAUGCCCAAUAUUUGCCAAAGGAUCAGUACCUUUUAUCGACAGAACAGCUUUUCGAUCGAAUGUGCAUGACACUGGGCGGACGUGUUUCGGAAGAACUUUUCUUCGGUAGAAUUACAACUGGAGCUCAAGAUGACUUAAAAAAGAUAACCGAUAGCGCAUAUGCUCAGAUCACUCGCUUCGGCAUGAACAAAAAAGUAGGUCAGGUUAGCUUCGAUAGUUCGCAGCCGGGCGAUCCUAUGUUUUCUAAGCCGUACUCGGAACAAACGGCUCAACUCAUCGACGAGGAGGUACGACUGCUUAUCGACAAGGCGUACGUGAGAACGAAAGAACUACUGCAAGAGCACAAAACCGACGUGGAAAAGGUUGCCGAGCGGCUACUGAAGAACGAGAUAUUGAGUAGAGACGAUAUGAUUGAACUGCUUGGAAAGAGGCCAUUCCCGGAGAAAUCUACGUACGAAGAAUUCGUGGAAGGUACUGGAUCCUUCGAGGAAGACACAACACUACCCGAGGGUUUGGCCAGCUGGAAUAAAGAAAAAGCAUCAGCUGCCGGGACGCAAGACGACAGCAGCAGUAAAUCACCAGAAUCAACAAAAUCCCAGUAACACAUUUUUGAUGUGCAGUUUUGUGUGGAACGAAGAAAAGUUUAGAUUAAUGACAUGAAAGAAUACACACUGUUAUGAAAAUA